This is a messenger RNA of Lingula anatina, 2654 nucleotides long. RefSeq names its product lysosomal aspartic protease. Gene Ontology annotation, biological process: proteolysis. Lineage: Eukaryota; Metazoa; Brachiopoda; Lingulata; Lingulida; Lingulidae. Gene Ontology annotation, molecular function: aspartic-type endopeptidase activity. The record is from RefSeq and is a predicted model, not a curated record.
UACUGCAUAAUAAGUAUGACAGCACUAAGUCAUCCACCUACAGGAAGAAUGGUACACAAUUUGAAAUCAAAUAUGGAACUGGAAGUCUCACUGGAUUUUUAAGUACAGACACUGUUACGAUCAGUGGCAUUGCUGUACAGGGCCAGACAUUUGCUGAAGCCACAUCACAGCCAGGGAUCACUUUUGUAGCUGCUAAGUUUGAUGGAAUCCUUGGCUUGGGCUACUCUACCAUAUCUGUGGACCGUGUUGAGCCUGUGUUCUACAACAUGGUGAAACAAAAGCUGAUCUCUCAGCCAGUCUUCUCUUUUUACCUAGACAGAGACCCUACUGCAAAGGUAGGAGGUGAGUUGAUCUUUGGUGGCAGUGAUCCAGCUCAUUACAGUGGUAACUUCAGUUAUGAAGCUGUUACAAGGCAGGGCUACUGGCAGUUUAAUAUGGAUGGUUUCAAUGUUGAUGGUAAAAGCACCAGUUUUUGCAAGGGUGGAUGCGAGGCCAUUGCUGACACAGGGACCUCCCUUAUUGCCAUGCCUGCUGCACAGGCCAAGCAGCUGAACACACAGAUAGGGGGGACUCCCAUUGUUAAUGGAGAGUACAUGAUUGACUGCACCAAGAUCCCAUCCCUGCCCACAGUUUCUUUUGUAAUUGGGGGCAAGCCCUUCACUCUGGAGGGCAAGGACUAUGUACUGACGGUAAAAGAGGCAGGCGUCUCUAUCUGUAUCUCAGGAUUUAUUGGCUUGGACAUCCCUCCCCCAGCAGGGCCACUCUGGAUCCUGGGAGAUGUGUUCAUAGGGAGAUUUUACACUGAAUUUGAUAUGCAGAACAAUAGAGUUGGUUUUGCAAAUUCCAAAAACUGAGCAUUCACAGAAAGUGUCCUGUCAUUUAACUCCUUCCUGAACACCCACUGGUAAACAUGCCCACAUACAUGCAUAUUUGUGCACAUACACGCACGCGCACACACACACACAUACACACACACACAUUAGGUUUAUCUCAGAAGUACAACAUUAGAUGAAUUGAGCCAUGCUAUAUACAGACAAGGACAAUAGUGUCAAGGCAAUCUUCACUCUGAGAUAAGAUACCAGCUACUGUUGGACUCUGACUUCACUGAUAGUUUUGGGCCUUGUUAACUCAGUGAUAAUUGUACUGUGAACAGCUCAACCUUGGUCUGACUUCAAAUAAUCCUCCUCUCCUCCCACUAUGUUUGUGUGAUUUAGGUCAGUCACAAGGCUGGAUACUUAACCUUAACAACUAUUGUGCAUUUGUCUUACUUUGCCCUCGUGAUAAGGUGGUAACUUAAAAUCACAUACUCCAUCUGAGAAAAAUGUUAGCAGGGUGUUACAUUUCAAGUUUGUGUAAAUUUAUAAAGUAAGGAUAGUUAAAGUGGAGACUGGAUUUAUUAUCAGCGUUGCCACAGAGUUGAUGAUAUUACUAAGGGACCCCAGUUGUGUUCUGUAGCACACCUAACACAUUUAAUCAGCAUGCACGACUUAUAACAUUCAGUGGUAUAUUUUGGCAAUCUAGUCUGUACCAGUACAUACCAUGGGGCUCAUAUGAUCCUAUGCACAGUGAGAUCAUUGCUGUGAGAUUGACAAGUUUUAUUCAAAAUUAAGGGGUUUGGGUGGUGGACAUGUACAAUUUUCUUUUGUAUGUAUGACAAAUAAUGCACAAGUUCCUCCUAGCCCAAUAUACACAAUAGCAUGCUUCACUAUUGCUCGGCAUGCUAUCGUGUAUAUUGGACUUGUGGGCAAUGUAUUAUUAAGUACGUAACGUACACUUUGCCAAACUACAACUUCAUAACCUGCCUUUUCCAUAAGGGAGUUACCUGAAAGGAGCCUUCAUGCUUAACAAACCUUACUGAUGACUUAACAGCAGAAAUUGCACUUAUGGAGAACUUGUGAAAGGGAAUAAAAACCUUUGUAACGUAAUAACAUGUUAGAACCUCUCAAAGUGUAUCGGCACAGACUGUACCACUAAACUAUAUUGCUCCAUGUGAAAAAGGGCCCGUUUCGGAAGUUGACUGCUGCCCCAUUGAUGCCUCUUAUUUUACAAUUUGUCACUAAACCUUCCUUCUCUCUAGCACAUUAACUACAGACUACUUACAGCUUGUAGGUUCUGCUCAUAACAUUUUGCUAAUUGUUUCUUUGUUUUGCAGCUUUGAAAUCCUGUGUUUCUGCAUCCACAACAUAACAGACAAAGAAUAGGAAAACCAUUUUAAUAUAAAUAAAAUACAAACUAAACUAAUUUCUAUUUUAGAAAAUUUCUGUGCUCUAAUGCUUGUUUAUGCCUGUUUUAGGAAUAUCUUCCUUUCACCCUGAAUGCUGUGUUUACUUUUAACUACUGUUUAUUGGUUUUCAGUGUGAUUCUGGAAUUGUGUGACAGCCUUGUAGAUGGAAAGGGUGCAAAUGCUUGUGAAUGGCUUUGUAAAAUUGGGGAAAUACCUGUCAUUGUUGGGGUUUGGUUCAUAAAAAGAGCUUAGUUGCCUGCUUGAAAGUAACUUGGAAGUCUUAAACCGCUUGUAGCUUCACCUUACGCAGCAUGUAACAAAAAUUUUUACUAGGUUUAUAUCCUCCCUAUUUGUACUAGUGUAUUGUUUGUUUCUGCUAGGUUUCAUCUGGGGGGCAGACUCAGUGUAUAUCUGGCUUUAUUGGCAUGGA